Molecule: messenger RNA, 2445 nt
Organism: Trichobilharzia szidati
Lineage: Eukaryota; Metazoa; Platyhelminthes; Trematoda; Strigeidida; Schistosomatidae
Source: the annotation of a GenBank genome assembly
GCGCUAUUUUCAUUUUCUAGGUCAUUGGGGUAUGAGUGUUGGUAUACCAAAACUUUCAGAAACUCCUAAAGUUAAUGAUUUAUGUGACUUUUGUCCCACGCUUAAUCUAUAUCUAAAGCCUAUUGCACGGGUUUCUAUAACUGUGCAGAUCCCUUUGCUUCACGAUACAUCCGGUCAGUUAAAAUCUUUUACGACAUGGGAAAUCAUCGAGAAAAUUCGACAACUUUGCCCUGGAAUACUCUCUCCCUCUACUGUUAUGAAAGUAGUUCACACUACUUUAGAAUUCGUCAGAUUUUCAGUUGAUCUGGAAUGCAAAUCAGACGUCAGGCGAGUUGUGACAAGUUUGGAAAGUCAGUUCAUCAAGUUAAGCGGGUUCCCCCAGAAUCUUCGUGUUCGUGCAAGCGAAGCUCCAUAUGACUGUCCAAGACGUCAUGAUUGGGAGGCAUUUUUCCGUGAUGCUCAAAAUAUGGAUGAAACAAAAUCUGGUGAGAGACCUGAUACUCUUGUACUCACUGGUCUUCCUGUCAGAUGGUUUUCCAGUGCGUCACAUAAUAGACCACGCUUUAGUGCUAACAGUGAUGAUACUAUUAAUAGUUAUUUAUCCCUUCUCGUGGAUGAAGAGAAGCCCAAUCCUUCGAUUCUUAAAGAAGCAUUCGAAGUAUUCGGUAAAAUCCGAGAGAUUGAUAUUCCUAUGCUAGAUCCUGCUCAAAAUCCGGAUUGUCUAGAAGAUUAUAUAAAUAACAAUAAUAGUGUCAAUGUCUCUUCUUCUUCGACUAUUAUAUCCAAAACUAAUAAUAAUAAUAAUACAGCUAAAAAUAAACCCAAUGAAUCACCAUUCUGUAAUGAAUCAAAAAGCACAGAAGAAUAUGUUGGAGGAUUUGGAAAAAUCUGUCCUGAUACAAUUGGUCUAUUAAAUCCAGCUUUACAGAAUAAUAAUAAUAAUACAACAGUCAAUUCCUGUGGAGUUAAUUCUGAACUGUUAAUAAAAGCGAAAAAAUCGAAUGGAUUGAUAAAUUCUACUACUAUUACUACUACUAGUUCUGCUACUAGUAGUAGUCCACUUACUUUUAUCGCUUAUGUACAAUAUAUGGAUUAUACAGGAUUUAGUCGUGCUAUGGAUAUGCUACGAGGUCAAAAACUUGUUUAUGCUCCAACGUAUAAAAAUCAAUCAUUAUCGUCAUCAUCAUCAGCAGCAGUAUCAUCUGAUCGAAGUGAUAAAUUAUAUUAUGCAGCUGAAAUCAAGAUUGAUUUCGAUCGAACUAAACACCUAUCACCAAAUUCAAUUCAAGCAAGACAUAUGAAACGAAAACAAUUGUUCAUCAUUGCUGAACGUAGACGUGCCGAGGCAAGAAGUCUAGCUGAAGCAGAACAAGAACGUUUACGUCUUUUAGAAGAUUCAGAGCGUAAAGCUGCAGAACGACGUCAAGCGGAAGCACUGGCUGCUGAAGCGGAACGUGCAGCUAAACGUGCUGCACGGGAAGAAAGUAAACGACAAAUUGCAAUAGGUCGGUGUAAACGAAUUAAAGAAGAUUUAUUGAAGAAGAAAAUAUCUCUUGAAGAAUAUCGUCGAAUUGUAGCUAUUCGUAAAGUGGAAGGUAUACGAUUGAUGACAUUUUUGUUAGCUAAAAUACAAGCUCGUCAUGAUUUAAUCGUGGCUACAAGACGUGUUGCUCGUUUAUCUAAAGUAGAAAAAGCUGCUGUCGAAGCUGAAGUCAGUGUCAAUAUCGCCUUAAGUCAAGCAUCUCAAACUUUUACAGCUAAUACUAAAUCCAACGAUGGUGAUGAUGAUGGCGACUAUGAAAUGAAAAGUGGUGAAAAAGAAGAUUCAGAUAAAAAGUGUUCACAAUCUGGUCUACCAUCAGUCUAUUCAUCAUCAUCAUCAUCUCCUGAAUCAUCUGAGGAACAAGAGACACGAUUUCAACAAUUAUUGGCUAAACGUGAAGAAUUUCUACGGAAUAAUUUAUUACGCAAACGUGCUGAGGUAUUACGCUCACAAAUUUAUAAACGAUCCAUCCUGUCUAAUUCCAAUCAUCGUAAUCAUAAUAGCCAUACUCCUCAUUCUUUAUCAUUGAAUCGAAAAACUGUACAUGAUAAAACUCAAGAGAAAUAAGUAGAAAUCAACGACAAUAAUAAUAAACACAUUUCUUCGCAUAUAUACAUACAUAUAUUUAUAUUCUUUCUCAAGAAAAGGAGAAGAUAUUGUUAAAAACAACAGCAAUGUUAAUUUCUAUUCUGUACAGUUUAUAAAAUGCAAAGGAAUAAGGAGAGAGAGGGAAAGGUGAAAAAACGAACAAAUAAACAAUUUCACUUUAAUUGUUUGUCUUUUUUUGUAAUGAAUUCUUCAAGUGUAUUUUCUAAUAUGGUUUUCAUUAUUAUCAACAAUAACAAUUCUGUUCAUGCUGUAUUAAUAUGUGUGUAUGUAUAUGUGUGUGUACAUAUGUAUGU